AUGGCCCCCCGCGCGAGCUCGCCGGCGCUCUCCGAAACCGAGUUCGACAUUUUCGAUGCCCUAGCAGGCGGCGAUGACAUUCCACAAGAGACGGACCUGAACGCAGAUCUGGGCUUAGAUCUUGACGUUGGCAGUGAUGAUGGAUCCAACGACGAGGCUUUCAUCGCCGCGAAACAGGCCGCUUCAAAUCGCAAAGCCUCGAACGUAGGCAAGUCGGUCAAGAAGGGUGGAGGUUUCCAAGCCAUGGGCCUAAAUGCGGCCCUUCUAAAGGCUAUCGCACAAAAGGGCUUCAAGGUCCCAACUCCGAUUCAGCGCAAGGCAGUGCCGCUUAUGCUUCAGGGCGAGGAUGUGGUAGGAAUGGCCAGAACCGGUUCCGGAAAGACGGCCGCCUUCGUCAUACCUAUGAUUCAAAAGCUCAAGGCGCACUCCGCAAAAGUUGGCGCGCGAGGAAUUAUCAUGUCGCCCUCCCGCGAACUUGCAUUGCAAACACUCAAGGUAGUCAAGGAGCUGGGUCGUGGUACCGAUUUACGAACCAUCUUGCUCGUUGGUGGUGACAGUCUUGAAGAACAAUUUAGCUCCAUGACCACAAACCCCGACAUCAUCAUUGCCACUCCAGGACGUUUCCUGCAUCUUAAGGUCGAGAUGGGCCUCGACCUCUCCUCGGUCAAGUACAUUGUUUUCGACGAAGCCGAUCGGUUGUUCGAAAUGGGUUUUGCUGCCCAACUUUCGGAAAUUCUUUACGCCCUCCCUGCCUCGAGGCAGACACUCUUGUUCAGUGCCACUUUGCCAAAGUCACUCGUGGAGUUUGCCCGAGCAGGUUUACAAGAGCCCAAAUUGAUACGUCUGGAUGCGGAAAGCAAGAUCUCGCCAGAUCUCAAGAGUGCUUACUUUACCAUCAAGUCGGGCGAUCGAGAUGGAGCUCUACUGUACCUCCUGGAUCACGUCAUCAAAGUCCCCGUAGGUGAGACUGACGCCGCAAAGAAGGCCCGAGAAGAGAGUGAGAAACCCAGCAAGAAGCGAAAGCGUAGUGAAGGUUUCGUCAAAGACCUUCCAGUUGCAGAGUCAACCAUUAUCUUUGCUGCAACGAAACACAGGGUAGAGUAUUUGGCCAACCUUCUUCGCAAUCUGGGAUAUGCCAUAUCAUAUGUAUACGGUAAUCUCGAUCAAACUGCUCGAAAAGAGCAAAUCCAAGACUUCCGAACUGGAUUGACCCGCAUCCUUAUCGUCACAGACGUUGCUGCCCGUGGUGUUGACAUGCCUCACAUCAACCAUGUCAUAAACUAUGACUUUCCGUCACAACCCAAGAUUUUUGUCCAUCGAGUCGGACGAACAGCACGUGCGGGAAGAAAAGGUUGGGCAUACAGUCUAUGCAGACACGUCGACCUACCCUACCUCAUAGAUCUACAGCUCUUUCUAGGCAAGCGCCUGCUUUUGGGGCGGUCGAGUGACGAGCCUAAUUAUGCAGAUGAUUUUGUUGUUGGGAGCUUGUCGCCGUGGCAGGUAGAGAGCUCCGUGGAGCAAGUCAACAGACAACUCAGCGAGGACGAAGACUUAGCGCUUUUACUAAGUGUUGCUGAAAAGGGUGAGCGACAAUACCAGCGCACACGCAACCAGGCAAGCGCACAGAGCGUAGUACGCGCCAAAGAACUAGCAUCGUCUCCUAAUUUUGCUGAAACGCACAUGCUUUUUAGCAAUGAUGCACACACCGCUCAAAGAGAGAAAGAAGACAUGCUCGCGAGGAUCCAGUCAUUUCGUCCCGCGGAAACAGUGUUUGAAAUUGGGAAACGCGGGAUUCAUAGCGAAACAGCUGAGAUUAUGCGCAAAAGAAGAGAGCAGGUUGAGCGUCAGAAAGCUAAACAGGCGGCUAACAAAAAGGAUGAAGAUGAGCUGGACACUCUUCAUGCUUCUUCAAGAGAAGCAAAUGACGAGGACAUGUCCUCGGAGGAUGAGGUUGAGGUUGCAGAGGGUGUCUAUGAUUCCGACUCGGACGAGCUCGAAGUGUCAGUGUCACAGCCGGCCUCGAAGAAGUCCAAGCAAGAUAGUUGGAGGAACGACGACUACUUCAUGUCGUAUACUCCCAAGGAGAACUUGGCCGAGGAAAAGGCAUAUGGAGUUAGCGGUGGAGAUGCUGGCAACACCAACUUUGUGUCUGCAGCACGAGCUGCAGAAAUGUCGCUGGUCAACGACGAAAUCCAAGGUUUCGCAGACGCAGUCAAGUCCAAGAUGCGGUGGGACAAAAAGUCCAAGAAGUAUGUCAACCGCACCAACGACGACGACGGAUCCAAAGGAGCCAAGAUGAUCCGCGGGGAAAGUGGACAAAAAAUUGCGGCGAGUUUCCGCAGCGGUCGUUUUGAUGACUGGCGCAAAGCAAACAAGGUCAAGAUGCCGAGGGUGGGCGAGAUGGAAUCCGCCAACCGCCCAGCGGCAUCUUUCAACAACGCACCUCGGUACAAGCACAAAUCGGAAAAGGCGCCGAAACAAGCUGACCGAUACCGCGACGAUUAUCAUGUGCAGAAGAAGCGGGUGGCUGAAGCACAGGAGAAGCGCGUUGGGGCCUUCAAGGACGGAAAGGGCAAGAGUGAGCUUCGGGAUGUGGAUACGGUGCGCAAGAACCGCAAAAUACAGGAGAAACGGCGAGAAAAGAAUGCGCGACCGUCGAAAAAGCGGAAACAUUGA
Molecule: messenger RNA, 2676 nt
Organism: Bipolaris oryzae ATCC 44560
Lineage: Eukaryota; Fungi; Ascomycota; Dothideomycetes; Pleosporales; Pleosporaceae
Exons: 3
Coding region: 1-2676 (891 amino acids)
Cellular component (GO): nucleus
Molecular function (GO): RNA helicase activity; RNA binding; ATP binding
Source: RefSeq, a predicted model, not a curated record